GUGGCAUUGCGUCUUUUAAUGCCUACCGAGCGUGCUCAGCAGUUGCUGUGCAGUCGUGACCACGUAGCAGGAAGCCAUAUCAGGAAGCUAUAUCAGCCCGUGCUGCCGUCUGAUCGUUCCGGAGGGACGAGCGCGCGCGCAAGCAGCCAGGAACCACUGCUUACUCCGAUACCAGCAACAGUCAGCGAGGAUCAAGCGAACUCGACCCGAUCCUUCAAAAGCCCUCCCCUCCCCGCUAUACAAGAUUCAGCUGCUCCGAAAGAGCAGUCUUUCCCGUGCGACGCACACUCGUUUUGAUACAAUCUCCCCAAGAUGGCUUCUCCAGAGGCCAAUGGCACCGCCAACGGUGUCGCAAAUGGAGUUGCUCCCAAGAACAAGCUCCUAGACCAGGUGGUGCGAACCCCGGGCAGACAGCCUUCGCCGCAGCCUACCCAUCUUUCGGUGCCAGGAGCGAUCCCCCAUCGUGUACUACACGAGAAAGGAUCUGGCUAUGUCGCUCCCAAAUUCGAGGGCAAAGAGCAGCAGAUGGAGCAGGUUAUGGAUGUGGUGGAAGAGAAAGGCUUCAUUCCCGCCGAUCUCGUAGAGACCGAGACUAAGUGGUUCUACAACGAGCUGGGCAUCGACGACAUGUACUUUAGCACCGAGACCACCGAGGCGAUUGUGAGCCACAUCCACUCUCUGUACGCAGCCAAGAUCGCUGCAUUCGCCAGAGACGACAAGAGGCUCGAAAUUCACCUCGACAAGGAGGCCACGGAUCAUGCAGUCUACAUCGAUACUAGCGUUCCAGGAAUCUCGGCAAUCAAUGGCUCUGGCUUCGAGCAGAGGAUGGAGACCAAGUACCUCGACGGUAGUAGAGGCCUUAACAGCUAUCGCAUAGAGUCCUUCCGAUCGCCCAGCAAGAUUCCCGGCGGCAACGAUCAAACGCUACGAUGCUACUUCGUCUACCAAUCCAGCUUCAAGAACAAAUCGCCGAAGCCCGAUGAGACGCGCGUGGAAGAGCUUGGGGAUGAAAGAUUCUUGCAGAAGACCACAACCAAUACGAGAGAGAUCUACCAGAGCGUCAUGGAUGCUGUCGUCCUUAGAACGGGCCCAGUCAUCGACAUGUACGAUGUAGAGGGAACUCGGGAGAAGCGUCUGGUCGUUGGCUUCAAGCAAGGCUCGGCUUUGGGCAUGUUCGCUGCUCUGAGCGACUUGUACCACUACUACGGCUUGACAUCAACCAGGAAGUACGUGGAGCAGUUCAGCAACGGCAUCACCAUCAUGUCCAUCUACCUGAAGCCCGCACCGAAUGUCUCCUCGAAACACCCACCGAUUGAGGCCAGCAUUCACCAGGUCAUGAAGGAGGUGUCAUUACUAUACUGCAUACCGCAGAACAGAUUCCAGGUACAUUUCAGCAGUGGUCGCUUGUCUCUGCAAGAAUCGAUCUAUGCACACUGCGUUUGGGUCUUCGUUCAGCACUUCUUGAACAGACUUGGCAAUGAGUACAAUACGCUCAAGUCAGUCCUGGACACAAGCAAUAGUGUACACGCAGAGUUGCUGUCGAAACUCAAGAAGCGUCUGCGCACCGAAACCUUCACGGCCGACUACAUCCUCGAGAUCAUCAAUCAAUAUCCGGAACUCGUCAGAGCUCUAUACCUGGCCUUUGCAAGCACCCACUACGUGCAAACGAGAGGCGAGCAAGAUGAUUUCCUGCCUACGCUCUCAUACCUGCGAUUGAAGGUCGAGCGCGUGCUCAGUGACGACGAACUCAAGGAUUUGAUUGCCAAGACUGCCAUCAACGAGCAUCACCUCAUGGUCAUGACGGCCUUCCGCAUCUUCAACAGCUCAGUCCUGAAGACCAACUUCUACACACCCACAAAGGUCGCAAUCAGCUUCCGAUUGAACCCAAGCUUCCUGCCUGAAGAGGAAUACCCACAGCCUCUCUUCGGCAUGUUCUUGGUCAUUGGAUCGGAAUUUAGAGGCUUCCAUCUUCGAUUCCGAGAUAUCGCGCGUGGUGGCAUUCGCAUUGUCAAAUCUAGGAGCAGAGAAGCGUAUGCCAUUAAUGCCAGGUCUCUGUUUGACGAAAACUACAAUCUUGCAAACACUCAGCAACGCAAGAACAAGGACAUUCCGGAAGGUGGAAGCAAAGGUGUCGUGCUACUCGACAUGGCCCAUCAGGAAAGCGCUACUAUCGCGUUCGAAAAGUACAUUGACAGCAUCAUGGAUCUGCUUCUGCCUCCAACAAGUCCUGGCAUCAAGGAUCCCAUUGUCGACCUACAUGGCAAGGAGGAAAUCAUCUUCAUGGGUCCAGAUGAGAACACGGCAGAUCUUGUCAAUUGGGCCACACAGCAUGCCAAGGAUCGUGGUGCUCCAUGGUGGAAGUCGUUCUUCACCGGCAAGUCACCGAAACUCGGUGGCAUUCCCCACGACGCCUAUGGUAUGACGACUUUGUCGGUGCGAGAGUACGUCAAGGGAAUCUAUCGCAAGCUCAAUUUAGACGAGACGCAAGUGCGCAAGCUCCAGACUGGUGGGCCGGAUGGCGACCUUGGCUCGAAUGAGAUCCUGCUGGGCAAUGAGAAGUACUGCGCCAUCGUGGACGGCUCUGGCGUGCUUGCCGACCCCAACGGACUUGACCGAGCAGAGCUGAGACGUCUCGCAAAGGAGCGCAAGAUGAUUGUGCACUUCGAUGUGUCGAAGCUCUCAAAGCAUGGCUACCGCGUGCUUGUCGAGGACAACAACGUCACCCUUCCAACUGGCGAGGUGGUCAACAAUGGCACCACUUUCCGAAACACCUUCCACCUGCGCAAUCAGGAGCAAUUCGACGUGUUCGUGCCUUGCGGGGGUCGGCCAGAAUCAAUUGACUUCACCAGCGCCAGCAAGCUGAUUUCCCAAGGCAAGAGCACCAUCCCAUACAUUGUGGAGGGUGCCAAUCUCUUCAUCACUCAAGAGGCGAAGUUGCGCCUGGAGAAGGCCGGCUGCGUCGUCUUCAAGGACGCCUCCGCCAACAAGGGUGGUGUGACAAGCUCGUCCUUGGAAGUGCUUGCAUCGCUUUCCUUCGACGACGCAGGCUUCUUGGAGAACAUGUGCGUGCAUGCUGAUGGCACUGUGCCGCAGUUCUACCAAGACUAUGUGCGUCAAGUGCAGGCAGUAAUCCAGCAGAACGCUGCUCUCGAAUUCGAGGCCAUCUGGCGCGAACACGAGCAGACACGUGUCGCAAGGAGUAUCUUGUCUGAUCAGCUCAGUCUUGCCAUCACGAAGAUGGACGAAGAGCUCCAAGGUACAGAGCUGUGGAACAAUAUCGCUUUGCGGACUAGUGUUCUCCAAGACGCUCUUCCGAACCUGUUGCUGCAGAAGAUUGGUCUGGAGAAGAUCUUGGAGCGGGUUCCGGAUUCCUAUCUCCGUGCCAUCUUCGGUAGCUACUUGGCGAGUCGAUUCAUCUACACAAUGGGCAUUUCGGCCUCGCCCGUCAGCUUCUUUGCUUUCAUGAACCAGCGCAUGGCGAAGGUCAACGGUGUACACUAGAGGAGCUAUCAUGCAUACACAGUGUUUAUUUGCGGAAAUUAAGGAAAAGCUGUCACGAGGAAUGAAAAUGGAAUGAGGCAAAAAGUUGGCGCUCGAGGCGCAUUCCUUGUGGAAGCAUUUUGUAAACAAGAACGCACGCGUCAGGCUAUGACAUAGAUUGCAAAACAUCGAGUUCGGCUUCGUC
Molecule: messenger RNA, 3685 nt
Organism: Pseudocercospora fijiensis CIRAD86
Lineage: Eukaryota; Fungi; Ascomycota; Dothideomycetes; Mycosphaerellales; Mycosphaerellaceae
Exons: 4
Coding region: 313-3501 (1062 amino acids)
Cellular component (GO): mitochondrion
Molecular function (GO): L-glutamate dehydrogenase (NAD+) activity
Source: RefSeq, a predicted model, not a curated record